Molecule: messenger RNA, 1615 nt
Organism: Sapajus apella (tufted capuchin)
Lineage: Eukaryota; Metazoa; Chordata; Mammalia; Primates; Cebidae
Gene: CIMIP2A
Product: family with sequence similarity 166 member A
Source: RefSeq, a predicted model, not a curated record
AACUCCUUCCUGUAGAAAAGAAUAAAAUUCAGGAUUUGUUUAAAACGUAAGCACAAUGCCCUGCCCUGCGUGAAGGGCCCACGGGAGGAAGAGUCCGCUCAGCCCUGCAGGCCAGGCAGCCCCCGACCCCAGCCAAGGCUCUGAGGCUCUGCAGCCGCGAGGGCGUCCUGUCAGAGGAGGGUUCUGGGGGCUCCCAUCGCCUCACCUGGAGGCAGGGGCUGCUGGCCUCCUGGGGGUCCGCCCCAAGAGCCCAGGCCCUUCCUGGAGGGUCAGUCCUGUUUUCUCAGCCCUGAAGUUAAUGGGACUUCCUCACAGGCCCCCCGCCUCACCGUGACCCCUCUCCAGCCUGGCACACGUCUCGGCCUCUGUGAGUCACCUGUGCAAUGGGGGCGCUCACGGGGUUAGCGAGGUGGCCUGGCCCGGGAGGCGCCCACAAUGCUGGCCCCUCACAAUGGUUGCCCGGCAACGGGACUCCCCUCAGAGAAGGGGACUGGACACCGGGAAGGACAGGAGUCAGCAAGGCCAGAGUGGAAGCAAAAUGACAGCUACUCAGAAACACAGCCUCUUCACGCCAGAGCCGCACUAUAUCCCUGGCUAUGCCGGCUUCUACCCGCAGCUGCGCUUCCAGGUGGGGAACACCUACGGGCGCACCACGGGCCAGCUGCUCACAGACCCCAGCGUGCAGAAGAGCCCCUGUUCUGUGCUGUCCCCCAUGUCCAAGCCCAAGUUCAUUGAGGACUUCAGCCAGUCCAGGCCCCCCCGGGUUCCCUGCCGAGACCUGACUGAGCCCUACAUUCCCCACUACACCAGUCUGAAGCCCUACAAGAACUUCGAGAUCCGGGGCCAGCUGCCACCCCUGGAUGUGGACGCCCCAGAGCCGCCAGGGGUAGAGAACAUAUCCAGACACCUUCUGCUGCCUGCCGGUGUCAUGCCUACCCCCCCCCACCCCCUGUGCCCACCAGGCAGGAAGGGGGACUCCAGAGGCUCGGGACACCCAGGCCUGUGGCUGGCCUUGGGGGAAGAGGCCUGGAGGAACGCCGCCCCUGUCUGUGAGGCCCCCAGGCAGCAGCAGCUGUACCACUGCCGGAGGGACGAGUACCCCCCCCACACUCACCAGCAGGAGACACUAGAUGUGUGUAGGUUCCAGCGCCUGCCACAGCUGGACCACCCCAACCUAAUCCAACGGAAGGCCAUCUCAGGCUAUACUGGCUUCAUUCCCCGGUUCUCCUGGGUAAUGGGGGUCAAUUACCGAGACGGUGUCACACAGGCCAUGGACGAGUUUGACAAGAGCCAGUUCCUAUUCAGAAACCCCCACUGUGACCUGGGCGAGAAGCUGCCGGAAACACACUGGCUCAACCACAUCUACAGCAACCAAGGCCUAAUUCCCUUCUACAUGGGGUUCAUCCCCUCCAUGCAGGACAACUACGCGCUGACGUUUGGCAACAGCACCCGGAAGGCCUACUGGAAGGAACAGGCGCGGCGAGACCACACGCUAUGAAAAAGCUUUAAUGGUGGUGUCUGUACAGCAUGGAAUAUGGAAGGGAAAACAGCAGGUGCACACACAGCGGGACAGGCCAGAGGACAGGCUGGGAGUGAAUAAAGAGUUCACACCGCU